Molecule: messenger RNA, 1267 nt
Organism: Mucor mucedo
Lineage: Eukaryota; Fungi; Mucoromycota; Mucoromycetes; Mucorales; Mucoraceae
Product: WD40-repeat-containing domain protein
Exons: 7
Coding region: 177-1229 (350 amino acids)
Cellular component (GO): Set1C/COMPASS complex
Molecular function (GO): histone binding
Source: RefSeq, a predicted model, not a curated record
UUUUUUUUAUAUAAUUAUCACACUUUUGCUGUUGUUAUUUCCUCUUUUUUUUAUACAUAUAUAAAUAACAAUACAAAUUACCCUCUAAAAAAAUACGUCUUGUUCAUUCCGAUAACCAUUCAAUAAAAAAAAAAAAUACAACUUUUUGAAUUAAAAAAAAAAAAACUUUCAAAAAGAUGGAAAGCAAUACGCAAGAACAACAUGAGGAGGGAAAGAGACCACGCGAGGAAGAAGAAACCGGUAACGACUCAGCCGAAAAAAAGACAGACGCUACCGAAGUAGCCAAAGCCCGUCCUGAACAACGUCGACCUCAAUACGAAUUGAAAUAUUCAUUGGUCGGUCAUCGUAUGUCUGUUUCCAGUGUCAAAUUCUCUCCCGACGGUAAAUGGCUUGCCAGUUGCUCGGCGGAUAAAACCAUCAAGAUUUGGCAUGCAUUGGAUGGAAAAUACGAGGCAACCCUGGAAGGCCACACGCAAGGUAUUUCAGAUGUUGCUUGGUCCUCUGAUUCUCAAAACUUGUGCUCAGCGUCGGAUGAUCGUACCAUUCGUAUCUGGAGCCUUGCUACUCGCGAUACCGUCAAAAUUUUGAAAGGUCAUUCCAACUAUGUCUUUUGUGUCAAUUAUAACCCUCAAUCCAACUUGAUUGUCUCUGGCUCAUUUGACGAGAGUAUAAAGAUUUGGGACGUCAAAAAAGGAAAAUGUAUGAAGACAUUACCAGCACAUUCAGAUCCUGUAUCUGCAGUGCAUUUCAACAGAGAUGGAACCAUGAUUGUCAGUUGCAGUCACGACGGAUUAAUUCGUAUUUGGGAUACAGCAAGUGGACAGUGCUUAAAAACCUUGGUUGACGAUGACAAUCCACCUGUGUCGUUUGUAAAGUUCUCACCGAAUGGUAAAUAUAUCCUUGCCUCCACACUGGACAACACGCUGCGACUGUGGAAUUACCAUACGGGAAAAUGUCUAAAGACGUACCGAGGACACGAGAAUAGUAAAUACUGCAUCUUUGCCAGUUUUAGUGUGACAGGUGGCAAAUGGAUUGUGAGUGGCAGUGAGGAUCAAAACAUUUACAUUUGGAAUUUGCAGACCAAAGAAAUCGUGCAGAAAUUAGAGGGUCAUUCAGAUGUCGUGCUUUGUAUUGCCUGUCAUCCUACCAUGAAUAUCAUUGCAUCCGGUUCUAUUGAUCAGGAUAAGUCUGUUAAACUUUGGUUUGAUAAAUCUCAACCCUCUGCAUAAUAUUAAAUAAAUAAAUAAAAAAAGACUUUUUUUAUAUA